CGCUCCCACGUCCCAAAAUUCGGCAGCUGGGACGAGGGCAGCGACGAUGUUGGAUACACGGCCUACUUCGAUAAUGCACGCCAUGAGAAAGCCGGAGUUAGGAUAAAUCCUAAUGACCCUGAGGAGAAUCCAGAGGCCUUCAUGCCUGGACCCGUUGGCGACGUGGAAAGGAUUUUCCGUUCAGUUCAAGCCGUUUCAUCCACGAAAAGACAAGUCGGCCAAGUAAGUGCCGGUGCCCAUAGAAGGAGCCAUUCUGACCAACCAAAAGCAGGUUACGCUCAUGGCCUGUCUUCAACAAUGCAACGAGGUGGGAGGUACUCGAGAGAAAGGAAUGCAAGCGAUCCUUGUGAUCAUCCUAAACGCUCGCGUGCUCCCAAACACGGCGACUUGAGCAAUGUUAGGAUUCGACACGCAGCAUCUUCUGGGAGCGCCUACCGAGACAAAACCAGCACAAAGACGAAUCCAAACGACCCUGAGGAGAAUCCAGGCGCCUUCUCAUGGAGGACGGGAGGGACUUGUGGUUUCUUCCGUUCGAGUUCGACCAAAUGGAGUUCGUCCCAAAAACAACACGGCACCGGCAGUGCCCGUUCUCACAGGAGGAGCUUAUCCGAUGAACUAAAGAGAAAGAGCUUCGGUGCAAAAAAAGGCUUCUCGCCAUCACUGCAAAGAAGCUCAGGAUCCUCAGGACAGAGGAACAGAGAUCAACCAGUGGAUUACUCUCAUCUCGGAGCAACACCCGUGCCGGUGUUCAGCGACUGGGACGAGACCGAUCCGAAUUCAGGAGAAGGCUACACGGAGAGGUUCGACCGCAUAAAGGAAGAGAAAGAGAGCGCCUCCUCCAACUCCCAACUGGUGCUCUCGAUUCCGACCAGUUACUCAGAUAGUCCAACCAAGGAGCGAUUCCUUCCUUACCUAUUCAAGGUAGCAUUUCUUGAAUUAGUAUUGCAAGCAGGUGAAGGCUGUUUGUGCAACCAAUUCAAAACUCGUUUCAGAAAUCUAAGUUGAUAGUACUAUCUUGGUAUCCGAUCGAAAACACCCUCGAGAC
Molecule: messenger RNA, 1045 nt
Organism: Rhodamnia argentea
Lineage: Eukaryota; Viridiplantae; Streptophyta; Magnoliopsida; Myrtales; Myrtaceae
Product: RPM1-interacting protein 4-like
Exons: 3
Coding region: 142-1005 (287 amino acids)
Source: RefSeq, a predicted model, not a curated record